AUGCCCUGCAUGACGAUCCUUCCAAAGUUGCCUUUGGCGGGGUGGGUGUUCCUGGGAACACCAGCUGACUGGAUGAGCGUGGCUCUGCAUGCGAGGCACCACGGUGUGCACCCGGCAGCGAACCAGCUCAGCGAGAUCAGACGGGAUCAAGCAGUAGCGGGGGCGGGGCUACCUGCUAAUAGUCGUCACCACCUCGGCGCCACAAACGGCCACAAAUGGGCCACAAACGGCCCGCCGAGGCCCGGCAUCCUCCAACCCGACAGAGCCGAGUUUCCUCCAGUCGACCCGGGCACACUUGCGUCCCAUACUGAAUCUGCCCAGGCUUGA
Chaetomium globosum CBS 148.51 is the source of this 327-nucleotide messenger RNA. RefSeq lists its product as uncharacterized. Lineage: Eukaryota; Fungi; Ascomycota; Sordariomycetes; Sordariales; Chaetomiaceae. The record is from RefSeq and is a predicted model, not a curated record. The transcript has 2 exons. Bases 1 to 327 code for a protein of 108 amino acids.